This is a messenger RNA of Aegilops tauschii subsp. strangulata, 667 nucleotides long. RefSeq names its product photosystem II reaction center W protein, chloroplastic. NCBI's taxonomy places the organism in Eukaryota, Viridiplantae, Streptophyta, Magnoliopsida, Poales, Poaceae. Gene Ontology annotation, cellular component: photosystem II; chloroplast; chloroplast thylakoid membrane. Gene Ontology annotation, biological process: photosynthesis; photosystem II stabilization. The record is from RefSeq and is a predicted model, not a curated record.
CAUACUCACAAGUUGGCUCUCCUCUGCAUCUCCCGCGGAGCACACAUCUACCGGCAAUGGCGGCCACCUCCAUCGUCGUCUUCGCCGCCAGACCGUCGCCGGCUCUAGGGCUGCCUCGGCUGAGACUUGCCAGGGCCGAGGGGCUGAGGUGCAGGGUCAGCAAGAAGGCGUCUUCGGCUCUGGCUCCGAUGGUGGCCAAGGGCGCGCCGCUGCUCUCCAAGGCGAGCGGCAUGGCGUCAGCAGCCCCGAUGCUGGCCUCGGCUCUGGCGCUGGUAGACGAGGGGAUGUCGGGCGAGCGCGCCGGGCAGAGCAACGACCUGCUGGGGUGGGCCCUGCUGCUUGUCUUGGGCCUCGUCUUGUGCUUCUACGCCGUCUACUCCACCACCUUCGACGACGACGACGACCGGUCAGGUGGCGGCGGCAUCAUGCUCUGCAGCCUCGACACCACCACCAUCUUCUUCUUCUGCCUGCCUGCCUGCAUCUAUCAAGCAUGGAUGAACUGAAGCUAGCUAUAUACUAUGGCAGUGUUAAACAGCUGCAUACAUUAUGGGUUUGUUGUUGUACCGCGGAUCUCGUCGUCGGUACAAAGCAAGUUGAGCUGUAUGAAUCUAUGUCGUCUAGCUGUUACAAACCUGGGGUUCUAAUAAUCAAUAUAAGUUGUCUUAAA